AUGUACAUGGGGAACGGUUUGCCCAGCAGCAGCUCCAGACAGUUGCAUGAGGACAAUGCCUUGGGCAUCCAAACCGACUUCAAUGGCUUUUGCUACUUUUUGUACCACUUGAAUGAACGUGCAGAAGAAGUUGUGGCAAAAAUUAAAGCAGGAACAAGCUUUGCAGCAGCUGCGGCUCAAUACUCUGAAGAUACUGCAUCUAAAGCGAAUGGUGGUGCUUUAGCAGUUUAUAACAAAGGCACUUUUGGUGAUGCUUUUGACCAAGCUGUAGCAUCGCUUAAAUCAGGUCAAGUGUCAGCGCCUGUAAAAACUGAAUUUGGUUACCAUGUCAUUGAAACUGAUGCGCCAGCUGUGAAGUUGCCAUCUUUUGAAAAUGAAAAAGCACGUUUGACUGCGGAAGUUCAAAAGAAUAAAACAGCCAAUGCAUUCUCUGAUACUGUAAACAGUUUAAAUGAACUGGUUGUAGACUCAGAUGCUUUAGACGUGGUGUCUCAAGAAGUUAAAGGUGUACAAGUUCAAACUGUGAAAGGCAUGACCUUAUCUACACAGCAUCCUGUAUUAAGUAAUGCUGCGGUGAAAGUGAAACUGUUUAAUGAUGACGUUAAAAACGGUGAUCGUAACGCGACCAGCAGCAUUCAACUUCCAAAUGGGGAUGUGGUUUGGGCAAAAGUACGUGAUUAUCAUGCGGCAGGUGUCCAAACGCUUCAAGAAGCAACACCACGUGUGAAAGCAAAAUUGGUUGAACAAAAAGCUUAUGAUGCUGCUAAAGCUAAAAUUGCUCAAAGUUUAAAAGACUUUAAAACUCAACCAGCAGCAUCAGUUGUUGCCAAGAGCGGUUUGACCUUUACUGCACCGCAAGUGUUUAUUCGUUCACAAGGCUUACCACGUGCAGUUGAGCGUGCGGCGUUUAGCCAAGCGGCACCAAAAGCAGGACAGUGGUCUGUAACAACAGCAUUAUUGCCAACAGAAAUGGUGGUGGUCGCAGUAUCAAAUGUAAACAAGACGACGUCUAGUGCGUUGACGGAUGAGCAGUUGGCUGAGCUUUCGAAGUUAUAUCAACAACUUCGUGGUCAGCAAGAAGCUGAAGAUUAU
Molecule: messenger RNA, 1092 nt
Organism: Notodromas monacha
Lineage: Eukaryota; Metazoa; Arthropoda; Ostracoda; Podocopida; Cyprididae
Source: the annotation of a GenBank genome assembly